AUGGGUUUAACUAUUAGGCAAGCUACGGUAAAUGAUAUCCAAGCUAUGCAAAAUGCCAAUUUGCAUAAUUUGCCAGAGAACUAUCAGUUAAAAUAUUAUAUGUACCAUAUUUUAUCGUGGCCACAAGCUAGUUUUGUCGCAACAACAUAUGAAGAUGUCUCAAAUGAUGUGGCACUGACGGAAAACGAAGAAAUAGAAGAUCCAAAAGGAGAUACUUCAUAUAUUAGGAAGGGAGAGAAGAUUGUGGGAUACGUAUUGGGGAAGAUGGAAGAUGACCCAGAGGCAGAGGAUAAGACUCCACACGGACAUAUUACAUCCUUAUCAGUGAUGAGAACGUACAGAAGAAUGGGAAUAGCUGAAAAGUUGAUGCGUCAAGCAUUAUAUGCGAUGUGUGAAUCAUUCAACGCAAAAUAUGUUUCACUUCACGUCAGGAAAUCUAAUAGGGCUGCAUUACACUUAUAUAGAGAUUCCUUAAAUUUUGAGAACACUUCAAUUGAAAAGUCAUACUAUCAGGAUGGGGAGGAUGCAUAUGCAAUGAGAAAAGAAUUGAAACUCGAAGAGUUGGUACCAUAUUUAUCUCAAAUGUCUGAAGAAGUUGAUGAUUUCUCGAAAGAUUUGUUAGAAGAUUUAGAGAUACCUAUAGCAUAG
Messenger RNA from Debaryomyces hansenii CBS767, 648 nucleotides. Its product is annotated as peptide alpha-N-acetyltransferase complex A subunit. The record is from RefSeq and is a predicted model, not a curated record. Gene Ontology annotation, biological process: N-terminal peptidyl-glutamic acid acetylation. Gene Ontology annotation, cellular component: NatA complex. The transcript has a single exon. The coding region runs from base 1 to 648 and encodes 215 amino acids. Gene Ontology annotation, molecular function: protein-N-terminal-glutamate acetyltransferase activity; protein N-terminal-serine acetyltransferase activity. Lineage: Eukaryota; Fungi; Ascomycota; Pichiomycetes; Serinales; Debaryomycetaceae.